UCAAAUUCCACUUUAUGCAUAAGAAGUCAAUACAUCAAAGCAUAUUUGGGAAAAAAGCCUAGAGAAAUAGCUAAAUAUUGGGUUGCUUUUUCAGUUUUAGUACCUCCUCUAGGUUUCAGCACUUAUAUUGUAGCAACUACUAAAGAGACAGAAGGCCGUAGCCCUACCAUCUCAACCAUGAAUACCUAUGAAGCAAGUGAAAACAAUACCAUUGAAGUUGGCCAAGGAAGUUUAAAGCUUCUUUACUCAGCAGAUGAAGGAAAACUUACUCGUUAUGUUAAUACCAGAAAUUCGGUUACGGCCUUUGCUGAGAAAUCCUAUGGUUAUUACUCGGGAAAUGAUGGAACUGAUAAAGAUCCUCAGGCUUCUGGGGCAUAUGUUUUUCGUCCAAAUGGUACAUUCUCCAUAAAAUCUGAAAACCAGACUCCUUUAACUGUUGUGCGGGGUCCCCUGUUGGAUGAAGUAUAUCAACAGCUACAUUUUUCAGGUAAAUGAAGUCUUUCCAUGAUCUCUACUGCCUGGGA
Molecule: messenger RNA, 524 nt
Organism: Gossypium raimondii (Peruvian cotton)
Lineage: Eukaryota; Viridiplantae; Streptophyta; Magnoliopsida; Malvales; Malvaceae
Product: alpha-mannosidase At3g26720
Exons: 5
Coding region: 178-495 (105 amino acids)
Biological process (GO): mannose metabolic process
Molecular function (GO): carbohydrate binding; alpha-mannosidase activity
Source: RefSeq, a predicted model, not a curated record